CUCAUAAUUUUUCUAGAGAGAGAAACAAUAGUCGGCAAAUGUGAGCUCAAUUUCGUUGCUAAUUUCGUGUUUUUGAUUCAAUUUAUUCAAGUUUUUCGAAAAUUCGGUGUGAGAUUUGGCUGGAUUUGUGUUCAUUUUGGAAGAAAUGCAGGAUAUACACUCGAUUGGGAGUGGUGGUGGUGGAGGAGGGAGGUUGUUCGGCGGUGGCGGCGGUGGUGAUAGGCGGUUGAGACCUCAUCAUCACCACCAAGGUCAUGGUCCACAAGCUUUGAAAUGUCCACGUUGUGAAUCGUUGAACACGAAAUUCUGUUACUACAACAACUAUAACCUCUCUCAGCCACGUCAUUUCUGUAAGAACUGCCGGCGGUACUGGACCAAAGGCGGUGUACUCCGUAACGUCCCCGUCGGGGGUGGUUGCCGGAAAACCAAACGCUCUAAACCGAAGUCUAACAAUAAUCGUUCCUCUGAAACUGCCGUACGGAAAUCUUCGAAUUCACAAAACUCGAGCAGUGACAGCUCUAGCCUCACCGCCAACACCACGGCGGCGAAUACGACGGUAACGGCAAAUACAACCACAACCGCAACCGUAACCGCACCUGUCGCGGAGGUUUUGUCGGGCAUUAAUUCGACAAACUCCGCACCGACGAUGCUUAAUUUCCCGGAAUCCUCCACAAGUUUUCUCAAUAUCACUCAGUCGUCAACUCCUAACCCUAGCUUCGAUCCGCCGUUACUGGAUGACCCAUCCGCCGAAAACAACAUAUUCCCGGAGAUCGGAACAUUCACGAGCUUAAUAACCUCAUCCACCACUCAAUUGCCGCUAGGAUUCAACAUCUCCGCCGACACAUCGCCGUUCCGGUUGCAUCACACCGGUCAUAUCGUAGAAAAUUCGAACUCGAACCAACAGCAAUGGAUUCACACAGAUCACACCAUUGGAGAUGAUUUGAAGGUUCAGGAAACGAGUCCGUUAGGGUUCAUGGGAUUGCAGCACAAAACAACCGACGGUGGACUUGGCACAGAGGAUUGGAAUAAUGGUACAGAUCAAGCAUUGUUUGAUCUAACAGGCAGUGUUGAUCAAUCAUACUGGAAUCAAACUCAGUGGGUUGAUCAUGAUCAUGACCAUGACCAUGACCACCAUCAUCAGCUUAAUUAUCUUCCUUAACAUCUCCAAUUCAGGUACCAAUUCAAUCACAAGAACAUUUUACCCACCAAAAACAAAUAACAGAAAGUGAAAAUGGAGAUAUAACGACUUGGAUCUCCUAUGUAAAUCUAUAUAUUUUUCCUAAAAUUUCUGAUUUCUGAUCUCGAGAGAUGUUUUGGGUUUGAUGUUCUUCUUGUUAAUCCGAAACUAACUCUUCUCGUUUCUUGAUUUUUCUUCAUGGAUUGUGAAAUUUUAGUAUGGUAAUUAUGGGGUUGAACCAUUUUCAGUUUUAUUAUAGAAAA
This is a messenger RNA of Cynara cardunculus var. scolymus (artichoke), 1440 nucleotides long. RefSeq names its product dof zinc finger protein DOF5.4. Bases 146 to 1159 code for a protein of 337 amino acids. Gene Ontology annotation, molecular function: DNA binding; DNA-binding transcription factor activity. The record is from RefSeq and is a predicted model, not a curated record. The transcript has a single exon. NCBI's taxonomy places the organism in Eukaryota, Viridiplantae, Streptophyta, Magnoliopsida, Asterales, Asteraceae. Gene Ontology annotation, biological process: regulation of DNA-templated transcription.